AUGGCGACAGCCUCUCCUCCUUCUCCUGACUCUCCAGCAGCCACUUCGAGCUGCGCCAUAGAGGAGGCUAGCAGCCGUCAUAGAGAGGCCAUGAAGGCGGCUCCUUCGCAGCAGCAGCAGCCGCCACCUCUCGGGACAAGUUCUUCCGAUGCAAACAGGAACUUAACGUUGGCAUAUAUAUAUAAGGCAUCACCUCUACAAGCUCCUCAUUCCACUUUGCUACCUGACCUCUGGAGUGUUGAUCGUGCCUCAGCUUGGGCUUCUCUAAAUCAGCAGAAGAUGUCUUACCAAAGUCAGCAAUGCAAGCAAACUUGCCCACCCCCUCCUCAAUGCAAGAAGACGCCCCAGAAAUGCUGCCCACCUCAGCAGUGCUGCCCCCCUCCCCAGAAGUGCUGCCCCCCUCCUCAGCAGUACUGCCCCCCUCCUCAGCAGUACUGCCCCCCUCCUCAGCAAUGCUGCCCCCCUAAGCAGUGCUGCCCUCCCAAACAGGACCCCUCAUGCUGUUAAGGGGCGUCUGCCACAACCUGCCCAGAGAAGCCCCCGCAAGGAGAAGGGUAGGAGGGAAAGGAAUGGAAUAUGGAAGCAUGGUCUGAUAUUUAUGAUCCCAUUCAUUUUCCAUCCAUCUUUGCUGUCGGCUCCAUUCUAGCAAACACUUUACUACCUCUUUCAAAAGGCAAGCUGAGAAGAACAGAAAAUCUGGGAAUCGAUGUUUCCAGGGCACACGGGACCCCAGCCCAUCUAGUCCCGUCAACAUCAACAGACACUCAUCUAGUCAUCAGCUCAGAAUAUCGCUAGCCAAUGGAUGUCUGUGUGUCUCAUCCUGACAGAUCUCGUGAGCGCUCAGCUGAAGAGUCCUGUCUGGGGGAAAAAAACCUUCUUUGCAACCUAAUUUCCCCCAUAUUUAUUUUAUGAUGCAUCCAAAAUAGCACAUUUAAACAUCCAAUUCACCCUUUGCCCCUUAAAACAUUUCUAUUCUUCCAAUGUAUUGCUCUGGGCUCUGAUGGCAAGAUAUUAUUAAAAUUUAUGCACAAGCA
Molecule: messenger RNA, 1034 nt
Organism: Zootoca vivipara (common lizard)
Lineage: Eukaryota; Metazoa; Chordata; Lepidosauria; Squamata; Lacertidae
Source: RefSeq, a predicted model, not a curated record